AUGUAUCAUGUGAGCAUGCUCAUGAUGUGGAAGCCAUGGCAGGGGAAAGAGGACCUGAAGCAAAGGGAACAAACAUGGGAAAGAGCCUAUGCUGAAUUCGAAGAGAGUCAGCCCGGAAUGGAACGCAUCGCAUCCAACAUGCAAUAUCGGUACGAGUGCAAGGAUGCAGCAGAUCGAGACCAAGACUAUGCAAGACAAUUCAGUGGAAGGCAAGGCAAUGAAGGAGGAAAUGUGGAAAGUGAUGAAGAGGAUGGAGAAGAUGACAGAGAGGAGGAAGGUGGAAACACAAGAAUUGAGGGGCAAAGCAUGGAUGAAGGAGAUGAAAGGGAAUUGCGACGAUCCAUUGCCACAUGCAAGCUGACUGAAGAGGUAUUGCAUGCAAGACAGGCAGUGGAAAUUGCAAGGUGA
This is a messenger RNA of Cantharellus anzutake, 408 nucleotides long. RefSeq lists its product as uncharacterized. The coding region runs from base 1 to 408 and encodes 135 amino acids. The record is from RefSeq and is a predicted model, not a curated record. The transcript has a single exon. Lineage: Eukaryota; Fungi; Basidiomycota; Agaricomycetes; Cantharellales; Hydnaceae.